GGCAAGAUGGCUGCGGAGCACUGGCUGAUGGUCGCGGGGCCGGGGCGCGGGACGGGGCUGGGCAGAGUGAUGCGUACCCUACUGGUGCUGUUGUGGCUUGCGGCCCCCGGCAGCGCGCUCUACUUCCACAUUGGGGAGACGGAAAAGAAGUGCUUUAUUGAGGAGAUUCCGGACGAGACUAUGGUCAUAGGAAACUACCGGACGCAGCUGUAUGACAAGCAGCGGGAGGAGUACCAGCCGGCCACCCCCGGACUUGGCAUGUUCGUGGAGGUGAAGGACCCAGAGGACAAGGUCAUUCUGGCCCGACAGUAUGGCUCUGAGGGUCGGUUCACUUUUACCUCCCAUACUCCUGGUGAGCACCAGAUCUGUCUUCACUCCAAUUCCACCAAGUUCUCCCUCUUUGCUGGAGGCAUGCUGAGAGUUCACCUGGACAUCCAGGUGGGUGAACACGCCAACGACUAUGCAGAAAUUGCUGCCAAAGACAAGUUGAGUGAGUUGCAGCUACGUGUGCGACAGCUGGUGGAACAAGUGGAACAGAUUCAGAAAGAGCAGAACUACCAGCGGUGGCGAGAGGAGCGCUUCCGACAGACCAGCGAGAGCACCAACCAGCGGGUGCUGUGGUGGUCCAUUCUGCAGACCCUUAUCCUUGUGGCCAUCGGCGUCUGGCAGAUGAGGCACCUCAAGAGCUUCUUUGAAGCCAAGAAGCUGGUGUAACCAUCCCAGGCCUCACAGGCCGUCCUCCCAGGCUUGGGGAGAAAGGGCCUCCUGGAACUGAUUUCUCUCUGGCAGGACUGGUUCCCAGCCAUAGGUGUUCUAGAGGGAAGAGGGGUUGCAGGCACCCCCAGGCACAAGCUGAGGGGAGCAGCUUGGCUGGCUAAUACUGAGCAGGUGGUGGGCAAAUGCCUGCCCUCUUCUCCCCCUGGCCUCUGGGCCCUUUGCAGUAAUCACCCAGGGGCUGGUGAAGCCACUGGGCAACCUAUUGGCACCUCAGAAUCACAGUGUUACUGAUCAGGGAUGUGAGGCUGCUGUCUGGGAUGGCUGGGGGAGGGUUGUGGGUGGGCAAGCUGGUCUUCCUUCUGUCUUCCUUUGCUAACUUGGGAUUUUGAACAGGUUGGGGUGUGGCUGUGAUUUUCUGCCACCCUGGGAAGCUUGCUUUUCUCUCCUUUGGCCUAGACCCAGCCUGCUGAUCUAGGGUUUGUAUCAAUUGGGGAUGGGUUGGAGGGGGUUGCAGUGUGGGAAAGUGGCUUUGAUGUUGACCCCAGCUUCUUCACAUGGUUGUCCAUUCUGGGGCUUCAAGAACUGGGGUCAGGCCAAGCAGAGGCCUUGGUGCUGGUUGCGGAUGGGGCCUGCAGAGUCUUAGUUACUGAUUUCAUUUUCAUUAAGUCUAGGUUUGUUACAUUGGUUUCCCAAUAAAAAAAAUUGACUUCU
Galeopterus variegatus (Sunda flying lemur) is the source of this 1428-nucleotide messenger RNA. RefSeq names its product transmembrane emp24 protein transport domain containing 9 (gene TMED9). Gene Ontology annotation, cellular component: Golgi apparatus; endoplasmic reticulum-Golgi intermediate compartment; endoplasmic reticulum. The transcript has 5 exons. Bases 7 to 714 code for a protein of 235 amino acids. The record is from RefSeq and is a predicted model, not a curated record. Gene Ontology annotation, biological process: Golgi organization; endoplasmic reticulum to Golgi vesicle-mediated transport; intracellular protein transport. NCBI's taxonomy places the organism in Eukaryota, Metazoa, Chordata, Mammalia, Dermoptera, Cynocephalidae.